Molecule: messenger RNA, 1145 nt
Organism: Rhipicephalus sanguineus (brown dog tick)
Lineage: Eukaryota; Metazoa; Arthropoda; Arachnida; Ixodida; Ixodidae
Exons: 1
Coding region: 149-739 (196 amino acids)
Source: RefSeq, a predicted model, not a curated record
CAGUCGCAGUGCCAGCGGCAGUGCCUCUCGUGGCGGGUGCAGCAAGUGCAGCACGCUCAGCCCGCUCUGCGCCUCGAACGGCAGUGGCUCGUGCGGCGUCCGUUCGGAAUUCGGGAACCGCCCCUAGCAGCGAGUGUGAGUAGGUACGAUGCCCGAGGAGUCGAACAAGGCGGCCGGCGACACUCUGGAGACGAGCGCGCUCGACAAGACCGAGAUGAGCGAGACAUCGGCGAACAAGCAGCAGCAGCAAUCGCACUCGAGCCCGUCGUCGCUGAAGCGGCACCUGCGAAAGACCUACGGUCGCCGCCCCAUGGAGAUGGUGAACCGCUACUUCCGCUCCAUGUUUGACCUCGCCUCGUACGCCAACAACGCGGCGUUCCUGAUGCGUUGCCGCGCCAUGCGGGUCGUGCCGCGGGUCUACCGCGUCGACUGCCGCGACAUCAAGAACACCCGGCACGUGGUGCGCAUCUUGGACGAGUGCAGCUACAGGCUCAUGCUUGCCGACCUCGACUACAACCGCCUGCGAAAGGUGCAGGUGUCGCGUCUCCUGGAGCGUCUGCACGAGAAGCUCGAGAAGAUCAUGUCCUCGGACGACCUGAGGAACGUGGUGCUCCUGGCCAAGGGGAAGUACGAGAACGUCUUCGAGGCCACCAGGGACAAGCAGCGUGCCAUGUUCAACGACCUGCUCAAAGAGUACGACAUCGAGCCGAACAAGAAGACUGAGGAAAACGAAGAAUGACGUGGCGGCCGGCACUUCCUGGGCGAGCCGGCUCGAGCCUUCAUCCGCCCUUCCUGUCUUUUUCUUUUUUUAUGUCUUCAUCUUCUUCGUCGGUGUUGCAAGACAAGUGCGCCAAGACCAAGCUGACCGGCCAGGGCUAUGGAUCGGCGUGUCCCUGGAGUUCCAUCGCGUCUUCAAGGAAGUGAAAGUGCAUGGCCAAGGUGAUGGACUUCCUCGGACUCGGACGAGUCAAGCAAGCCUGGGGGGGCUUUCUUUUGUUUUUCCUUUGUUACCUUGGCGUUGCAGGUUAACGUUAAAAAAAAAUAAACAGUGAACGCAAGCACUACGUGCUUUACUGUCGACGAAGUAAAAGCACCUACCCUUCCUGGGUACGUUCCUGUUGCUGAAUAAAAGGCUUGUUGAUUUA